GUCCUCCUGGUCCCCCAGGGGUUGUAAUAGUGGAGGAAAUUACAGACACCACAGCAACACUUUCCUGGAGUCCUGGGGCAGACAAUCACAGCCCUAUCUCCCUCUACAACCUGCAAGCACGCAGUCCAUUUUCUCUUGGCUGGCAGACUGUAAAAACAGUUCCAGAUGUGAUAAGUGGUGACAUGGAGUCUGCUAUGGCUGUUGAACUGAACCCUUGGGUGGAGUAUGAGUUCAGAGUUGUAGCAACCAACAAAAUUGGGACCGGAGACCCAAGUGCACCAUCACGACUGAUCAGAACCAACGAAGCAGUUCCAAAGAUACCUCCAGCUAAUGUAAGUGGCAGAAGUGGAAGGCGACAUGAAUUAGUAAUAGCAUGGGAGCCAGUGUCAGAAGAAUUUCAGAACGGAGAAGGAUUUGGUUAUAUUGUAGCCUUCAGACCCAAUGGAACACGUGGCUGGAAGGAAAAAAUGGUCACAUCUUCAGAUGCCUCAAAGUUCAUCUACAGAGAUGAAAGUGUGCCACCUCUGACUCCUUUUGAGGUGAAAGUUGGUGUUUAUAAUAACAAAGGAGAUGGCCCCUUCAGCUCUAUUGUGGUCAUCUGUUCAGCUGAAGGAGAACCCACUGCUGCUCCCAUCGAUGUCAAAGCUACGAGUUUGUCUGUAUCAGAGAUUCUUGUUGCGUGGAAACAUAUUAAAGAAAGUCUAGGAAGACCACAGGGAUUUGAGGUUGGUUACUGGAAGGACAUGGAGCAGGAAGAAGCAGGAGAAAAAGUCAAAACUGAGGGAAAUGAGUCAUCCAUCCUCCUGACAGGAUUAGAAGGAAACACGUUGUAUCACCUAACAGUGAGAGCGUACAACGCUGCAGGGUAUGGACCACCUAGCACUGUUGUGCGUGUAGCAACCAAGAAGUCCCCUCCUAGCCAGGCACCGAGCAAUAUUAUGUGGAUACAGGAUGGUUCUCAUGUGUCUCUUGGGUGGGAGCCAGUCAGACCUCUAGAAAAUGAAUCUGAUGUAAUGGGAUACAAGGUAUUAUUUAGGCAAGAAGGCCAGAGCAACAGUCAAGUUAUAGAAACACAGAAAACCUCUGCAGUGGUGCUUCUUCCUGAUGUUGGUGUCUACAUCAUCGAGGUCUGUGCAGUCAGUGAAGGAGGGGAUGGGACUUCAAGUCCCCAGAUCAGAGUUCCAUCUUUUUCAGGAGGGAAAGUAACAAGUGCUCAAUCCACCUUACAUGUGUUGUCUACUUCUUCCUCUGUAACAUUGCUCUUGGCACUGAUGAUUCCUUCAACCUCAGGGUGAAGACUGCAGACUUUGUUGUUGUUAUUCGUUUGCUUAACUUGAUGACACCAAGGGAUGGAGUUUUAUGUCUGUGGAGAAACUGGAAACCCAAGUUAAUGCUUAAAGACCCUUAGAAAUACCUGUGGUACGCUUAGAGGAGUGUUGGAGACACAGUCAAUAAUUCAUCAGGUUUUUUCUCUUUUUUUGUAAAAGUCCUCUAGGGAGGGGACGUUCCUUGGCCCAAAAAUAUGCAGAUUGUAUGUAAUAAACUUUUGUAAGCAAACGAAAUCUCUGUCAAACAUACUUUACUUUUUUAAUAUGUUCCAUUUUGGUGAACCCAGUCAUGUAUCAUUAGGUGUUUAAAUAGUGAUAACUGGUACAGUACAUCUGUUUUGUUUGGAAAAAAAAAAUUAAAUAUAGAACAAAGUUUGAUACAGCUUUGUCAAAUAUUUUCCUUGCAUCCCCUAUGGCUAGCUGUUCCUACUGACAAGAGAGAAAAAUAUAGUUUAGAUACACAGCCCACUGCAAAAGUACAGAUAAUUUGUUCUGAAAAUGUAUUAAUAUGUAUUUAAUUAGCAGAAAGAAUUGUCAAUAGUAGACAGCACACUCAGAAAGUUGCAUAAUGGAGCAGAAAAGCCAUUUAUUUUAUUACAAGGUAAAUGGAAAAUUAUUACACACAAACUUAAAAGGAAACAAGUUUGUUUUUUAUCAAAUAUUACAUGAUUUAAUGUCAAAAGAAUAAAAUAUUUAUUUUCAAUAGUAAA
This is a messenger RNA of Mesitornis unicolor (brown roatelo), 2038 nucleotides long. Its product is annotated as contactin-5. NCBI's taxonomy places the organism in Eukaryota, Metazoa, Chordata, Aves, Mesitornithiformes, Mesitornithidae. The transcript is spliced from 9 exons. Gene Ontology annotation, molecular function: cell-cell adhesion mediator activity. Gene Ontology annotation, biological process: brain development; cell-cell adhesion. The record is from RefSeq and is a predicted model, not a curated record. The annotation marks the transcript as partial.